This is a messenger RNA of Syngnathus typhle (broad-nosed pipefish), 2843 nucleotides long. RefSeq names its product GATA zinc finger domain containing 2B (gene gatad2b). The coding region runs from base 308 to 2272 and encodes 654 amino acids. The transcript has 11 exons. The record is from RefSeq and is a predicted model, not a curated record. Gene Ontology annotation, cellular component: NuRD complex. Lineage: Eukaryota; Metazoa; Chordata; Actinopteri; Syngnathiformes; Syngnathidae. Gene Ontology annotation, molecular function: zinc ion binding; sequence-specific DNA binding. Gene Ontology annotation, biological process: negative regulation of transcription by RNA polymerase II.
AAGACGAGUGGUUUGAGGAAUUGGGGGAGGGUAAAGAGAGAGAGAGGAGCAGGGAGGGCUUUCUUUGUGGUACUAUACAGCUGGAACAGAGCAAGGGGUUACAAAACGCUGCCGUCUGUCGGAAUGUUGCACGCUACGUGGAUGUCUGGAGUCUCCAGACGUCCUUUCUCUUCUCUUUUACCACCAUGACCUUCUCCGCGCACUGUCGCCGCCGCCGCUCCGAGGAGUCCAUUUUGAAGAUGGAGAGGUCUACCUGCGCCACCCGAACCUGUGAUUUAAAGACAAAAAGUAGCACCGUGUCGGCGGGAUGGAGCAGAUGUCCGAGGAGGCGCUACGGCUGAACUUGCUGAAGCGAGGUCUGGAGUCGCCCAACGAGCGAGAGGAGGCCUUGGCCAAGCGCCUCAAGAUGGAGGGCCACGAGGCCAUGGAGCGCCUCAAGAUGUUGGCGCUGCUCAAACGCAAAGAUCUGGCCGACCUGGCGGCCCUGGAGGUCGCCGGGCCUCUGGGAGAGGCAAAGGGCCCCGGCGCCAGCGCGCUCCAUCAUCAGAGCCUCAUGGGCGCCGCCGCCGCUUUUGAGGAGAAGCUAAACGGCAGUCUGAGACUGGGAGGACACGGCGGAUCCGGCAAGAAUGGCAAAGAGAACAUCCUGGACGAGCCGGUGGACAUGAGUGCGGGACGCAGAUGCGACGCCGAGCACGACAGACGAACUCCAUCCCCGGACGUCAUCAUUCUGUCCGACAACGAGGCGUCCAGUCCCCGAGCGACGCCUCGCCUGGAGGAGCGCCUGAGCCAUGCCAACCUGGACAUGUUUAAGGGUAAGACGGGAGAAGAGAGACAGCAGAUGAUCAAAGCUCUGAGAGAGGAGCUGCGUUUGGAGGAGGCUCGCCUGGUGCUGCUUAAGAAGCUCCGGCAGAGUCAAAUGCAGAAGGAGAACGUGGUGCAGAAGGUCUCGGUGGUCCAGAACGCCGCCGCCGCCUCUUCCGGCCACUCUCCUUCCAUCCACGGCUCCUCUGGACUGGGGAAGCUUCCGGUACGGCCGGGCAUGCACAACCCGGAGCCCCAGAACCUCCGGACUGCACAGGGUCACACGGUCAUCAGGUCGGGAGCCAACGCCAACCUGGCACCGAUGCUCAUGUCCCAGCGAGUGAUCGCCCCCAAUCCUGCCACGUUGCAAGGACAGCGCCUCUCCAAACCUGCCAUGGGUCGCUCCAGCAUGGGCAACGCUGUUAGCUACCAGCAGGCCAGCCAGCAGGUGGCGGCAUCGCAGCGGUCUGGCUCCAGCGCCAUGUACAUGAACCUCGCCCACAUGCAAGCGGCGGCAGCGGCGGCGGCGGCCAGCGGGGUGGCGGGCAGCCUGGGCGGAGCUUCGGCCGUCAGCCCGUCCAAUCUGUCCGGCUCUGCCAGCGGAGGGGUGAAUUCCAUGGCCGACCAAGCCAGCAGCCAGGCCGCUGCCAAGCUGGCCCUGAGAAAGCAGCUGGAGAAAACGCUGCUGGAGAUCCCACCUCCCAAACCCCCCGCCCCACUCCUCCACUUCUUACCGUCGGCCGCAAACAGCGAGUUCAUCUACAUGGUGGGCCUGGAGGAGGUGGUGCAAAGUGUUCUCGACAGUCAGGGCAAGCUGCGAGGAACGCUUUCCCGCAUGGAGCCUUUCUUCUGCGCCCAGUGCCGAACUGAUUUCACCCCCCACUGGAAGCAGGAGAAGAGCGGGCGAAUCCUUUGCGAGCAGUGCAUGAUGUCCAAUCAGAAAAAGGCUCUCAAGGCAGAGCACACCAACAGGCUGAAGAAUGCCUUUGUCAAGGCCCUGCAGCAGGAGCAGGAGAUUGAACAGAGGCUGCAGCAAGCGGCCCUCUCGCCCAGCUCGGCCCCCAGCGGACCCAACGCCUCCAAGACUGACUCGCUGAUCCGACAUCAUGCUCUGCGCCAGGCUCCUCAACCUCAAGCUUCCAUGCAGAGAAGUCUGUCCAAUUCUGCGCGGGGUGUCCUGUCUAACUUCGCCCAGGCCUCUCAGCUGUCAGUGGCCAGCAGCCUGAUGGGGAUGAGCGCUGCAAAGCACUGUGGCAGCGGCGGAAGCGGCGGCAGCAGUAGCAGCGGCAGACUGCAGCAUGAUAGCCGGCGCCAGAUCUAUAACAUCCCAGGGUUAAAUAUCGCCUAUCUGAACCCAGCGGCAGUCGGUGCCCACAAGAGCUCCACCUUAGCAGACCGGCAGAGAGAGUACCUGUUGGACAUGAUCCCACCCAGAUCCAUAUCACAGUCCAUCACCGGACAGAAAUGAGCCCUUCUGAGGACACCCGAGCUGGGCCGGGCCGGGCCCUAUUGCCCUAUCGCCCUGUUGCCCUACCCCACAUGGAAGCACUCCACCAUCAGCCAAUACCUGGCCCCGAGGCCCCGCCCCCUCCCCUUCCUCCCCUCCAUCGCAUGCAGUGCCUGUCCAUGUGCCUACCUUCAACUGACCCAUUCAAAAGUCACGCAAAGACAAUAAAACGUCACCACAUCUCAAAUUCCAAUUAGCAUUGUUGCCAUUUGUAAUUCCCAUUCUUAUUGAAAUGCAACUCCUUUUUUUUUUUUUCUAUUAUCCAUUUUUUAAGUGUCAUUACAUGUUUCUCUGCUGUCAUUCCUUCACAUGAGGAAGUGACAUUGUAGGCCCCCCCCCCCUUUUUUUUUUGGAUGCUUGGAUUGGAGUGUUGCUAGUAACAGAAGAUCAACAGAGGGUGGUUACUAUGCAACGUCGGAGCUUGGUAGUAAAAGUUCUACCGUGGAGGACGCAGAAAUGUUUGGUUCCAAAUGGCUACGAUGGCACACACACCAAGCACACUGAGGACAGAGCAUCCCUCCCUCCCUCCCUC